UCCAAGGUCCACCUCAGAACUGUUUCCAAUUUUUGUUGGAAAAAAACCCGCGAUGUUAAACCCUAAGGAAGAAGAAGAACGUUAAGCCCCUGCAACGCCACCACACCACUGAACUGAAACCGAGCAACGACGAAAGUUUAGCCUAGACCAUGGGAUCCAAUAAGAAGAACAAGAAGAGCAAGAACAAGAAUGAAAAAUCCAAAGGCAGCGAUGAGAACCUCAUCACCGACUCUCGGUUUUCGUCCGUACACUGGGACCCUAGGUUCCAGAACGUUCCGAAGCACAAGGCGAAGGUGGAGAUCGACUCGCGAUUCGAUCGCAUGUUCUCGGACAAACGAUUCGGCUCGUCCUCGGUCCCGCUAGACAAGCGAGGGAAGCCGAAGAAGCUCGACCAAGGGAAUUCGCUGCGCCAUUACUAUAAAAUCGAAGAGGACGAAGAUAAGGUCAAUUCCGAAGUGAAAAAGAAAGAGAAAAAGAUUGAGGAAGAGGAAGAAGAAGAGAGUGAGGAGUUGGAGGAACUCGGUGGAGAGGAAUCGGAGGAUGACGUGGCGACUGGUGACUCGGAUACGACGACGGACACAGACACGGAUGAUGAAUAUGAAGAAGAAGAAGGGGUUUUCGAGGAUGGUGAGCCUGUAAGGCAGGCGGAAGAUGUACCAGAAAUUGAUAAGGAAACUCACAGGCUUGCUAUUGUUAACCUGGAUUGGAGGCAUGUUAAGGCUGUUGACUUGUAUGCAGUGUUGAGGUCUUUUCUCCCGAAAGAUGGAGAAAUGAAGUCUGUGGCUGUCUAUCCAUCUGAGUUUGGACUUCAGCGUAUGAAAGAGGAAGAACUUCAUGGUCCUGUUGGCCUAUUUGAUGAUGAAAAUGAGAAAAGUGAUGAAGAUGAGGACGACGACGAUGAUGAGCUUGAUGCUCAGAAAUUGCGUGCUUAUGAGAAAAGCAAGCUAAGGUACUAUUAUGCUGUAGUGGAAUGUGACUCAAGUGCCACAGCAGAUUACCUUUACAAAAAUUGUGAUGGAGUUGAGUUUGAACGGUCGUCAAAUAAACUUGAUUUAAGGUUUAUCCCUGAUUCAAUGGAAUUUCAACACCCACCCCGUGACGUUGCAACAGAGGUACCUGCAAACUAUGUGGGUUUGGAUUUCCAGACUCAAGCUCUGCAACAGAGUAAAAUUUAUAUUUCUUGGGAUGAGGAUGACCCAGGACGUAAGACCUUGAAACGGAAAUUCACUGACGAUCAGCUUUCUGAAUUGGAACUGAAGGAGUUUUUGGCUUCUGAUGAGAGUGAAAGUGAUGAGGAUGAGAAUGAUGAUGCUACAGAGGACAAGUCCGAUAAAAAGAGUAAAAAACGAGAUAUGUACCGCACUUUAAUCCUGUCUGGAAAUGGAGAGGGAGAUGCUUCAGAUGGAGAUGGUGAAGGUGAAGACGAUGACAAGGACAUGGAGAUCACAUUUAAUACUGGCUUAGAGGAUAUAAGCAAGCGCAUUCAAGAACAGAGAGAUAAGGAAUCAGAAACAGUUUGGGAGGCCUAUCUCAGAAAAAGACGUGAGAAAAAGAAGGCUAGGAAAAACAGAUCUAAGGAUUCAUCAGAGGAUGAGAGUAGCGACACUGAUCGAGAGGCAACAGAAGAUGCAGAUGAUUUCUUUAUUGAAGAGCCUUCAGUCAAAAAAAGUAAAAAGGGUUCUCAAGGUAAAGGUAAAAAAGGAGAUAAACAAAACCAAGAUACGGAUAGGGAAGCAGAAGCAAGCAGAAACGAGCUUGAGUUAUUACUUGCUGAUGACAAGGGAGCAGAUACAGGUCUUAAGGGCUACAAUUUGAAACGUAAAAAGACUAAGGGAAAGAAGGGUAAAGAAGUUCAAGAAGAGGACAAUAUACCAGCUGUUGAUUAUGAAGAUCCACGGUUUUCAGCCCUCUUCAUGUCUCCCCGUUUUGCUCUGGAUCCAACAGAUCCACAGUUCAAAAGGAGUGCAGCUUAUGCUCGGCAGUUGGCAUUGAGACAGCAGCAGGGUGACCAAGAAAAAGUGGUAGAAAGGGAAGUAAAAUCUGAUGUCUUGCGGUCAAAGAUAGAGAAAUCGUCAUUAAUCAGAUCAAUAAAGAUGAAAGCCAAGCCCUUUGAUGGUAAGAUGUCAAAGAAAGAAGAAAAUUUGCAAUCCAAAGGGAAAAAGGAAAAGAAAGAUAAGCGGGAGGCCCCAAGCUUGGUUGAACCAGUUAAGAAAAAGAAAAAGACCAAAGCUUAACGAAAAUGAAAGCAUUGUUAAAAUUGAGAGGAGUCCUGAAACAUCAUGCAAAUGAAUGGAUCUUUGAAGGAGUGGAGGCCAUAACCAACCAUGCCUGCUCGGGUCCGACUCCGAGACAGUUGAGUUGUUGUUCUAAUUAUUGUCAAAUUCUUUUUCUUCAAAUAGAAGAAUAUUGUCAACUGUGAAGGUUUUUAUUUUAAUAAAUCUAGGCGUUGGCUUUAGGAACUAAA
Messenger RNA from Prunus avium (sweet cherry), 2464 nucleotides. Lineage: Eukaryota; Viridiplantae; Streptophyta; Magnoliopsida; Rosales; Rosaceae. The record is from RefSeq and is a predicted model, not a curated record.